Molecule: messenger RNA, 1053 nt
Organism: Dromaius novaehollandiae (emu)
Lineage: Eukaryota; Metazoa; Chordata; Aves; Casuariiformes; Dromaiidae
Gene: CIAO2B
Product: cytosolic iron-sulfur assembly component 2B
Exons: 5
Coding region: 58-552 (164 amino acids)
Biological process (GO): iron-sulfur cluster assembly
Cellular component (GO): cytosolic [4Fe-4S] assembly targeting complex
Source: RefSeq, a predicted model, not a curated record
GCCGGAAGGGCCCCCCGCCUCGCGGCGCCGCGCGAAGAGGUGCCGGGCGGGGCGACCAUGGUGGGCCCGGGCCCGGGCGGCGGUGCGGCGCCGCUGGAGAACGCGAACCCCCUCAUCUACCGCCGCUCGGGGGAGCGGCCGGUGACGGCGCGGGAGGAGGACGACGAGCUGCCCGACUCCAUCGACGACCGCGAGAUCUUCGAUCUCAUCCGCUCCAUCAACGACCCCGAGCACCCGCUCACCCUGGAGGAGCUCAACGUGGUGGAGCAGGUCCGCGUCAAGGUGAACGACGCUGAAAGCACCGUGGCGGUGGAGUUCACUCCCACGAUCCCGCACUGCAGCAUGGCAACGCUAAUCGGCCUGUCGAUAAAAGUAAAAUUGAUUAGAUCUCUGCCUGAGAGAUUUAAGGUGGAUGUUCAUAUAACACCAGGAACACAUGCCUCUGAGCAUGCAGUUAAUAAACAGCUUGCUGAUAAAGAACGUGUAGCAGCUGCUCUGGAAAACUCUCAUUUACUGGAAGUGGUGAAUCAGUGCUUGUCUGCUCGAUCAUAAUUGCCCAAUGAGGAAAUCUUUGGUAUUAUGCUUCAUUAAACACAUUUUGUAUAUAAGUAGUGAUGCAAGUGUUUCACUGUCUGUGUAUCUAUAAGCAAAAUAAAAUUACUUGGAUUUUCUUAAAGAAAUGUUUCAUUACUUCUGCAAAAAUUAAUAUGUGGGAAAUUGGCUUGCAGGCAGCUAUAUAACUAUUAUGAAAUUUGUCUUUUAAAUUUAUUAGCUAUAGCACAGUAAGAUUUUUCUGGGCCUAUCUUUAAAAAGAUUUGUUUGAACUUGUUUUUAACAGAAUUCUGACUAUCCUAAACCAAAGAUUAGUUAUAAACUGCAUUUUAGAAAUGGAUUUUACACAUUGACCAAGAAAAUUAGCAGUUAAAAUCUUUACAUUCAUAUGGUUAGUUUGGACUGUUAGUAUAAUUUCAGCUUCAAACAUCGAGAUUUUUACAAGUUGGUGCGUGCAAAGUCAUAACAUGCCAGUAGCAAUAAAUGUAAACACUACUAGAA